UGACAACAAAUGUGUGAUGACAUUGACAUGUGUGAGUUGUUGAUGUGAAGCACAGCAAUUAUUAAGUUAUUUAAUGCGAAACGGGCGAAUCUUUGAGACGAUGAGAUUAACAGGAAAUGGCAUCAGUAUGCAAAUCCUACAUCCGAUGCCCAUCACUACAUGAAGUAGACCUAAGGACUGUCUAGCCUUUCUCUCAAGAACAUUUUUGAUCGGAGCAUCCGAAGGGGCCAGUCACCAAGAUGGAAUCACCUGUCACUCCGGAUGAAGAGCGCAUCCGGAGAAAGUUACUGGACACGUUGCUGCUCUUGAAGGUGCAGUUUGAUCCAUCAAGACUCAGUGAGAUCUUGUUGGAAAUAGCUCUCAUCUCCAGUAUCUCCAGACAUGGGGCUGUAGCGUCGACCCUUCAGGAAUACCACGCUCAUGCUCAGGUGCUGCAAGUCAUGGACCAGCAUACCUACAAUGCAGACAUACAAGAGGCUGGUUGUAACGCCCUAGCAGCCAUGAUGCAAGUCAGUGACAAACUUAAAGAUUUGGUUCACAAGAAGAACAUUCACAGUCAAGUGCUCGAGAUCAUGGACAAGCAUAAGGAUGACCCCAAGGUUCAAGCUUCUGCAAUGAAAACCAUUGCUUUCUUGGCUAUGGCAGAAGACACGUGCAUCGCCAUGCUGGGAGAGGAUGUGAUGGAAGCCAUUUUGGAAGCCAUGAAACUGUUCCCAGGAAAUGCGCCAGUCCAGAAGAAUGCUUGCAAUGCCCUCAAGCAGUUACUUACAGAUGAGUCAGAUCGUCAGGUUGAAUUUGUUGACACAAAGAGGCAUCGAUUCAUAACAGCAGCCGUCCAUUACCACUGCAAGGACUGUGCAGUGCUUGAAGAGGCGUUCUGGCUGCUCGCUAUACUAGCCAUUCCAGAGGACUGUUACGAUGUUCUACUUCAAGAGACCCACAAGGACAUCAUAGCAGCCAUCAAGAGGUUUCCUGAUAAUGUUGGGCUACAGACAGCAUGCUGUGCUCUCAUUGAGGCAUUAGCUCAAACAGAGGACAGCCAGCAGCUCUUUGUGUUGAAUGAUGUAUCGGAUCUGCUGAUUGAUGCGUUACGAAGGUUCUCAGACAACGCUCGUUACCUGACUAUAUGUCUCAGUGUCAUGGAUAGGCUAGCGGAAGCCAUCUUCACAGCACCCAAGUGGUUAGAUAGGAUGCUGAAUGAUAACUGGAUGAAUGAAACCUUCAUGGCUCUUACCAAACAUCAGGACUCACCACCAUGCCUUGAAAAUGCUCUGAGGGCUUUGACAACACUGGUCAGUAAUAGACCUGGCAUGCUUGUGGAAAUGCUCACAGAAGAAAGUGAAAGUAUGGCUGUAGACAGUGCAGUACUGAUGAGCUUGAGAUUGCAUUCUAAGAACAGUAAGAUCAUCUUUGAGAUGGGUUGUGAUGCAAUCCAAGCAUUGGCGGAAAACUCAGAUAUGAUGCAGAGGACUCUUGCAGAGAAGGGAGCUUUGAUGGAUAUCAGGUCAGGCAUGGUGACCUACGCUAGGAGCCCUGAAUGCCAAGCUGCUGCUAGUAGAGCUAUCAGAGGACUAUGCCUCGCCAUAGAGUACCGAGAUGACUCGAUUCAUCUAGACAACAAGCAAGCUGUAACUGAAGCCGGUAUCCACACCCUUCUCUUUGAGGCUGUCAGAAACUUCAUAGGAGAUGUGGAGGUUCUUUUGGAUAUAGUCAACACCAUCACGUGUCUUGCUGAUAUGGAUGUUGUGAAGUAUCAGUGUAUGGUAGAAGGCAUCCAUGAAGUCAUACUUCAAGGGAUGGCAGAAUACCAGGAUGACCCCAACAUUCAAGAACUAUUCCUAGAAACCAUGGUUGUGUUAUCAUCAGCAGAGGGAAUGAUUGACAUUCUUGUUGAAGCUGGAAUUUUAUCUCUUACGGUAGAACUGAUGGAGAAAUAUUCUCAAAUUGAAGCUAUUCAAGAGAAUGGCACCAUUCUACUGCAGACCGUUGUGAACAAGAAGAAGUCAAUUUGUGAUGACAGACUAGCUGAGAAGAUUGCUAGAGCCAUCAUCAGCUCUAUGAAGAAGUUCAGAAAAGCACCUUCUAUCCUGGCUGAGAGUUGUGUUGCCAUGCAGUUCCUAGCCGACAUCUCGCAGGAAGUCACAAAGACACUGGUCAACUACAACGCCCAUGAAGAGCUCUUCCACAUUCUAGAGGCUUACAAAGACGAUGAUACUCUUGUAAACCUGGUUUGUGAGUGUCUGUAUAUUCUUUGCUGCAAGUGGGAGUUCACAGAUCAGAUGCUGCUGUGGGCUUGCAAGGAAAAUCUCAUGAAGGGAGUAGAGGUUCUAGUUGAGCUAGGUGCUGAUGUCAACACAGGUGAAGGCUAUGAGACACCUAUGUGCUUUGCAUGUGAGAAUAACAAUGUAGACAUGGUCAAACAACUACUCAAACAGGGAAUCAGUGACUUGCACACUCCCCUCAGCCGUUGCUUAAAACUGAAACAGCAUCACAUCAUUGGCUUGCUCCUCUAUCAGAUGGGUUGCGAUAGACAAGCUGGGUCAUUGACCUGGAGUAGUCUUGGACUAGCGAGACUGAACCCAGAAUGGCUGUACAAAGUCUUCUUAGAUGAAGAACCACCAGACCCUGACAGCCCAAAUGUUUCUGGCCUUAACGAGACGGACAGUGGUAACAGCUCGUUCAUCGCCAGCAAGAUCCUGAUGAAGGCAGAGACCAGGCAGCAGCGCGUCAAGCUGCAGGAGCAUAUGGCCAAGCAUGACAUCACCAAGAUGCUAAAGUGGACCAUCUCAACCGCAUCACUACCUCUACCACUCAGCCCUGGUGGGCCUCGUACCCCCGGUGGGCCUCGUACCCAGCAUCCUAUCCCUGUCAGAAGGGUAGUCAGUGAAAUGCAGCAGCCCCCUCCCUCUGUAAUCAUUUCGGCAGCAAGCAGGUCUCGACCAAACUCAAUGACUGAUAUCUCACAACCGAGUCUGUUGGAGAGGAGAGCAAGUGACAUUAAUCCGCCAAGGUGGGAUGCAGAAUCUGCCAAAUUGCAAGGUUUUCUUCGUCGAGCCAGCGUAGAUUGCACUGCUGUAACUAUCCCUGAAGAACUUUUCUCAUCACAACUUCUUGAAGACAGUGACCAAGGUGGAAGCACCGCCACUCUGAUGCCCUCACGGUUCACCUCCACCCCUCGAUCCCAUCUCCGUCCCCUCACCAUCCCCAUCGGUGCCACAGCCGCUACCAGUGACACCGACGAUGAGAUGGGAGACUACUGGAGGGAUCAACCUUCCUUGGGGAGGCUCCCCCCUUCGGAGGCUCGAUCGUCACAGGGGCUGAAUGGGAGGCGCUCUCCGAUACCAGACGGAAGAAAGUCUCCACUGCUGGUGGAGACUCUGAAGAAGAAUAGUGCGCGUUCUGCCUCCGUUUCCUCGUUCUUUGAGCCUGUUGAUGAGACAGAUUUAGCUGAAACAGCCAGAAGAAAGCGAUUCAGCUCCGGUUCUGAGCUUCCCCCUAAAGCCAGCCGUCUGCGUAAGAAAUCUUUGAGUAGCGCCCAGCUCCCAAUCCUAAUGGAUGAUCCAAGAUGGGUGAUGCAUAUGGAACAGAAUCUUGGCAGCAGUAUAGAGCUAUCAGAAUCUGAGUCAUCCCUUGCCAUCCUGCCGUCCAGACCAGAACUGAAAAAGAGAGAAAGUAUUAUAUCUACUGUUUCCACAGCUGAUAGCUCCAGUAUGUAUCUUGCUGAUGAGAGUGUAUCGGUUCAGAACCUUGAUGUAAGUAGUCAGGAUGAGAGACGACUGUCUGGAAACCCUCCUGGGAAAACGUUUCAGUUUCAGUUUGGAGGAGGUAUUUCCUCUGAGUAUGCUGUGAGUGAUAGCAGUACUGCUGAUGAUUUCUCAGAUGCUGGCAUGGUUUCUUCUAGCAUUCCCGAUGUGGUGUCCCAGAUUGGUGUCCAGAGACCGCAGCGAAUGUACCGUAACACGCCACAGCGUCAGAAGAGGCGAUCCCUGACAGCACCCUCUAACAUGCAUGAUCUGCCGGAAGGACCAGAUAUCUGUAUCAAGUUUGUCGACCUCUCUGCAAACAACGUCUCUGACCUGACCCCGCUGUCCAGAGCUCCUCACAGGCUGCUACAGGAGUUUAGGUUCCUUGAAAAGCUUGACCUCAGUGACAACGGUCUGACUGAGUUUCCCAAAGAAUUGACCGAUUACAUGCCUGAGCUACAGGAACUGAACCUAAGAUCUAAUGGUAUCACAGAGCUACCCACCCAUCUACUCAGCCUCAGCAAGCUAACUCUACUAGACCUCUCUCACAACCAAAUCAAGGAUCUCAACAAGACCAGACCUGGAGACACUGCCUUCAAGCUUGUCGAGUUGGAUCUAUCCUACAAUGCCACAGUCCGCUUUCCAUCAUGGCUUAGUAUGUUUGUGCCUUCUCUUCAGAGACUCUCAUUAGCCAGCAACAAGAUCGAGACCAUCCCUGACAAACCUCUCGCCCUGCAACUGCUGAAGAUUCUGGACUUGUCCAACAACAAACUGACCACCUUGACCCCUGUCUUCCUUCAUGGAUGUGACGCACUAGAGCAGCUGUGUGCAUCAAACAAUCAGAUCGACUCCCUUCCUGGAGACCUGGACAACAUCUUGCGCAAAUUGAAGAUUCUGAAGCUAGCCAAAAAUCAGCUCAGUCUUCCGGAGCACCCCUUCAUUCCAAAAUUUGUUCUCCAUCUUCCAUUACUGCGAGAUAUUGAUCUGAGUGAUAAUGGUAUCAUCGACAUCCCCCCUCCAUCAGAAUGGAAGAGUCAAACACUGAGGGAAGUCAUCUUGUCACGGAACAAGAUCAAGAAGCUGACACUUGGAGAUAACCUAAAGAGCUGGUCAAAGCUGGAGAGACUUAUCUUAAGCCACAACAAACUUACUAAGGUGCCCAAGGAACUAGGUCAGUUGACCCUACUUGCAUCCCUUGACCUGAGCCAUAACAGGUCCAUCACCACCAUCCCUGAUGAACUCGGUCAACUCAACAAGCUCUGGGAGUUCCCAUUGGAUGGACUCAAGCUAGACUUGGACCCAGCCAUACUCAAAGGUAGAACCAAAGACAUCAUUGGUUUCCUCAACCAGAAGUACAAAAGGUCUGAAGCAUACAAUCGUAUGAAGCUGAUGGUAGUGGGCUAUGGAGGCCGCGGAAAAUCCACCCUCUUGUCCAGAAUGCAGGGACAGAAAUUUGAUAAGAAGGGUGACAACAUCGCCACAGUUGGGGUUGUCGUCAAGGAAUGGGUCAUCCAGAUACGGAAGAAGGACUUCUGUCUGAGUACAUGGGACUUUGCAGGUCAAGAGGAUUUCUACAGCACUCAUCCCUGCUUCUUGACUGGUAGAGCUCUCUUCCUGGUUGUUUAUGACAUCAGCAAAGGACCCGAUGAGAUAACCACCCUACGUCCAUGGUUACUGACCAUCCAGGCCUUAGCGCCAUCCUGUCCAGUCAUAGUAGUGGGUACACACAAGGACAAGAUCCCCAAAGACCAUGCGGCGGAUUUCAUCAGUGACAUGGAGAUGAGAGUGUUAGAGGUAUGCAGGUCUCCUGGAUUCCCGACCAUCAAGGGUUACAUCAACCUGUCUGCCGUGACUGAUUCAGGAGGCAUCAAUGAGCUGAGAGGAAUGAUCGAGAAUGUCAUUCUAAAUGAGAAGAUCAAAGGUCAACCCAUAUUUGGGCAGAUGAUACCCUACAGUUAUCUGAGACUUGAGCAGCUGCUGCAGGAGCAGGUGAGGAGAUUGAAGAGUGAAGGACAACCCCCUGUGAUGCUUCAUAAGCAGGUCAUCAAGAUGAUCAGAGAGAAUGAUCUACAGCUGGAUGAUAAUGAACUAUCACAGGCGGUAAGAUUCCUCCAUGAGACUGGCGUCCUACUCCACUACGAUGACCCCUCUCAGCAACUCCGGAAUGUCUACUUCAUUGAACCACAGUGGCUGUGUAAGGUCAUGGCUAGAGUCAUCACUGUCCGAGAGAUCAACCCACUAGUCAGCAAGGAAGGGAUCAUGAAAGUGAAGGACAUUUCAUUGCUGUUCAAUGAUGGAGACGUCCCCAAGCAACUCAUUCCACAAUACCUCAAACUCUUGGAGAGGUUUGAGGUAUCACUACCAGUGAGUGACGAUAAGAUUCUACUCCCAUGCAAGGUGCCUAUCCAGAAACCCAACAUCACUCUACCGAUAAGUGAUGCUACACAGGAUUUGCUUCUGCGCUACUAUGACAUGCCCUACAUCCCGCUUGGCCUCUGGUCCAGAAUGAUUCUACGUCUCUUGCUCUUCUCAAAACACAUGAUGAACGGAGAGGAGGACCAUGCAGAAACCAUUCCUAUAUGGCACAUGCCUGUUCUGAACACACAGGGGUCAGCUGUCUCAACCCAUCGACAGUUUCGUAUGAGAUCUCAUGAAGAGCCGGAGACUGUAUUCUGGAGAGAAGGGAUAUAUGUCUGCUGGUCAGAGGAAGCAUUCUUCUUGAUAGAGCCGCUGAAGAAAGGAGCCGACACUCUCAAGAUCACUGUCCCAAAGACGAAGCAGGGAUACAGACUUCUAGGCCUAGUCAGCGAUCACCUUGAUGAUCUGAUAGAGGAAUGGUUUCCUGGUCUAUGUGAGCUAGAUCCUAGACUAGGUAGACCUCUGGUCCAGAGACUAGUACCAUGCGUCAUGUGUGAAGGGCGUCCACAUCUUCAUGAUUUGAGUGAGCUGUUAGAACAGUCUGAGACAAGUGAUACAAUAACCUGUCCUAACCAUCCUACUAGAAAGGUUCCACUUCAGAUUCUGGCACCUGAUGUUACCCUUGCAGAUCUGGAGGACAAGUUUCUUCUUGAUCCUAGAAAACUCAACUUCACUCAAAGGGCUGAGAAUUUACUAGGAGAUGGCAGCUUUGGCUCUGUGUAUAAGGGAACAUACAGAGACAAGCCUGUAGCAGUCAAGGUAUUCAGCAAGGGUGGAGAAAGUCAUCCACAUAGGCUACUACGUCAAGAGGUGACUGUUCUACGGCAUCUACAGCACCCUAGCCUUGUCUCAAUGGAAGGAGUUGGUCUGAACCCAAGGAUCCUGGUCAUGGAGCUCGCUCCUCUAGGAUCCCUCAAUACUCUCCUGGCUAGCGGCAGGAUCAAGAACAGGAAUCUCCAGCAUCGCAUCGCAAUGCAGGUUGCUGAAGGAUUGGCUUUUCUUCAUAAGAACAGGAUUGUGUACAGAGAUCUCAAACCAGACAAUGUUCUUAUCUUCUCUCUAGCACUGGGUACACUGCAAAAUGCCAAGAUCUCUGACUAUGGCAUCUCAAGGUUUGCCACCCCCUAUGGGCUGAAGUCAUCUGAGGGUACCCCAGGCUACAGGGCUCCAGAGGUCAUCAGGGGUACUAGUAACUAUAACACAGAGGUUGAUAUCUACUCGUUUGGCAUCCUACUCUAUGAGCUGGUCUCUGAAGGACAUCGACCAUUUGAAGAGAUGGAGUUUAGAACAGAGAUUGACGAGGCUGUCAUCAAGGGUCAGCAUCUUCCACCCAUAAGUCAAGGAGGAGUAGCCCCCUGGCCUGAUCUACAGGAGCUCAUUGAUCACUGUACAGAACAUGUUCCAGAGAGCAGACCCACAGCACAAGAGGCUUUUGAGAAGCUGAGUUCAGCUGAGAUGCUCUGCUUAAAACAAGCAUCUGCUCUGCUCAGUGGAGUAAAUGUUGAAUGCCAGGCUGUCAGGACAUAUCAGAAGGACGAUCAAGAGAGAACAGAGAUUUGGUUAGCGGGAGGAGAGAAGAACUCUACUAUGUUCUCAUGCUUCACCAUCAGAAAUUCUGAACAAGAUGCAUCUGUACAGGGCAUGAUCAUACAGAAGGGACGAGCCUUAUGCAUGGUGGCCAUCGGUCCUAACACCAUGCUCGUAGGAACUCAGUCCUGUGAACUGGUCCUUAUUAACCUGACCUCUAGCCCCUACCAGGUCAAGCAUACCUUGCCUCAGCUUCCUGAUGCUGUGCUGUGCCUCUCAUGGCAUACCAAACGAAGAGAAGAUGGGAAAGUGUUUGCUGGUCUUGCCAAUGGUACCAUCGCUGUGUACUCGGCUAAGAGAAUCAGAUUAGAAAAGGACUGCAAACCUGACCAGUACAUCCAGGUUGGAACGUACCAUGAACCCAUCAAGUGCUCCUACCUGACUAACAGCAGACUGUGGGUAGGAGUAGGAGACAGGGUGGAGGCUAUCACUCUCAAGACUCUCAAAUCAGAGAUCAAGCUAGAACAUGAUAAGAAGGAAACAUCCAAAGAUCCCAGAAAACUUGGUCUGGUGAAGACUGUGGCGCUCGAAAAAUGUCUCUGGCUGUGCCGUCAUAACAGCGGUGUGAUAGAAGUAUGGAACACUGGCAAACAGCAGCUAAAAACAACCAUCGACAUCAGGGACUUGAUAGGUGAACAAUAUCCAGAUGCCAGAAUAUCCGAGUUCGACGUCAAGUCCAUGAUGCUCCAGCCUCGCACUGCAUUGUGGGUAGGCACGGCGGCGGGUAAGCUGGUGUUGAUUGAUGUCAAUACCUAUCAGCUGAUCACGGUCAUUGGAAGACAUGUCUCUGGACUCAGGUCCAUCCUGGCGGUCAACAAGGGUCUUGGUGUUGGGAAGAAUGAAUCAGUCGUUGUGACGGCAGGAAUGGGCUUUGUGCAGCGACCAGGAGUACCUCAUCUCACAGAAUCCAACUACAGCUAUGCCCUGGUGUGGGACGCAGAACUCAAGAACCAGGUGCGCUACCUCCAGGCUGAUGCCGAGAGGCGUAAGAAGACCACCGAGAGUAACACCACACGCUGGCAUAAGGUGCAGGCAGCGAUCCGCGCUCAUGCCUUAAAAAAAUAGCCAUAAUAUACAUUAAUGAGAUACUGAUAACACUUGGGCUACACCUAGAUCACUUAGCGGGUUGAUAGUAGUGGAUUACCUUCACAAAGUAGCUACACUGUAUGAUGUAACAUUCCUCUAUUAGGAUAGAGACUGCCCCCUACAUGUACAGAGACCAUUUUGAGUCUCGAUAGUUGUGAAGGGCCAUCAGAAAGAGAUGUGAUAUGCAGUCCUCCAGUCCUUUUUAUGAGAUGAAAAACCUUAUCUACAUAGACCACUUGAUAGUCGUGUACGGCUAUCAAAGUGUAGUCAUCAUAUGCAUUCCUUUAAUAGGAAAAAGCGAAUCCUACAUAGACUAAUUAUAGGGUUAUAGAUAUUUAGGUCAAUCAAAAUGUAGCUAUGAUAUAACAUUCCUCUUUUUAGAUAAUUAUCAUUCCUACAUGUACAUCAAGCAACUUAAGGGUUGAUAGUUGUAUAAUGUACAUCUCUGUAAUGAGAGGAAGACCCCACCUACAAGGGUUGGUAGGACUAUCAAAAAUUAUUUAUGAUGUAAUAUUCCUCUAUGGAGAUAGAAACCACACCUACCAGUACGUAAACUAAUUAGAGGGUUGAUAGUAAUGAAAUACCAACAAAACAUAGCUAUGUCACAUAAAUAUACCACUUCAAAGAAUCAAAGUUGCAUGGGGCCGUCAAAAAGUAGCUAUGAUAUACAUUCUUCUAAUGAAAUGAAGACCAUACCGACAUAAACCACUUGCAUGGGUGAAUGUAGCGUAUGGCUGUGUAACAUAGUAGAUUAGGAGAUUCCUCUCUGUCUACUCUGUUUUUUGUUUUUGACAAGGAGAAGCGGUCUCUGAAAAAAAAAGUUUAUGUGGCAAGAAAAUGAACAUGCAAACAUUUUAUGGAAUGUCGUGAGGGAACUUAUUGUUCUCUUGAAAUUCCAGUUAUUAUUAUUUCUAAAUAUUAUAUACCUAGAGAGAAUAUUAUUGACAUUCUUUCAAUCCCAUCUUGUAUAGUAUUUUGGUAAAUGAAUGUACCAGAAAUUACCUCUAUCGAGCCAUUAACCCAUCGAAAACUAAACCAAAGAUAACUCAUGUUAAAGUUUAUGGAAAAUGCAUAUUAUAUCGUAAUCAAAUCAAAUGGGUAAAAGCUAGUCUACUUUAAUAGGGUAAUGAAGAUUACCUGGACUAAGCAGGAUCUCUUUUCAGAAUCUCAUUCAAAUUUUAGUUUAGCCCCCUACAUUUUCUUCAUGAUUUUCUAAAAGUAUAUAAUAUAUAUAUAUAUAUUGUGAUGUUUUUAUCAUUGUCUCAGAUUCCUUUCUAAUAUGGUUUGCUUGCUUGUCUAAUCUAGUCUUUCAUCUUUUGCUGCAUGUAAGAAUUUCUGUUAAUUGAGCGAGUGCAUGAAUUAGUGGACAAAAUAGUAGUUCACUAUAACGUAAUGACAUGACAAUUGCAUGUGUAUAAUUACCUUUUUCUUGCUGCAAUACAGUUUAGUAUGACAAAUGAGUUUCCAUGAAGUGUGCAUAUUUAUCUUAGUCUCAAACUUAAAACAAGACUUGUGUGAUUAUAAGUUUACUUUGUCAAAAAAAUAUUGUCACUCUUUUACCUUCACUUCAUUCUAACCCUCCACCACUGCUAGUGUGUUAAGUUCAGUUAAAUGCAUUUAUGGUACUGAGUAUUUUUUUGCUUGAAUGUACAAGUAGUAAAAGUUUUCAUGUUUUAUAAAAAAUGGAUAUCGAGAAAGCUACUAAAUAACAAUCUUAUCACUGAUAGAAAAUUGUAGCAGGUAUUUCAUCAUCUAGUUGUUUUUAUAUACCGGUAGAACUUAUUCCUAUGUUAAACAUUCUUUUUUUUAUGGUUGUAUAUUUUAUAUAUUUGUAUAUAUCAAAUAAUUUGUAUAUUUGAAAAUUGUAUCCAUUGAUUAUAUUUUUCAUGUGAACAAGGUGCAAUUAUAGAUGGACAAUUUCAAAUAUUACCUCAAUCUAAUGCUAUUACAGUUCAGCAAAAUAUUAUUAUGCAGUAAGUCAGCAUUAUCCAAAUAAACCACAUUGCUAAUAAUGAUGUGAUGAUUUUAGAGUUCAAAUAUUCAUGCUCAUAUUUAACAUACCAGUAUAUAUAUACAAAUACUCAGUACUAUCCUAGAUUUGCUUUGCUAGUAAAGUUGAGCUAUGCAGGAAGUUUGAAUGUAUACAAACUUCAUAAUUUCUCCAAAAUUAUGACUUGUACAACUUCCAAGUAAAGUCAUGAUGCACUUGUCACUUUAUGGUCUUCUUAUUCUCAAGAAACAAUUUCUUAAUGAUGUUAGGUGGUUUAAGUUUUGUUGUACCCAAUGUUUUACUGUCCAAGUGCAUGUAUCCUUUUUCAACUAGCACAGUUGUUAUCAUUUUUCUAUUUUGCUAUUGGUAUUUUGUUUUAAAUCUGUUUGUCAUUGUAUUGUCCCUUUUUUUUCUUCUUGGUAUGUUAUUGCCAAUUUUUAGUUAUCGAAAUCCUGUUCAUAAUUUGUCUUAUCACCCAUUUGAAUACUGGUAAUGCGCUGGAUAUUUCAGGAAUGUCUGAUGUAUUUACUAUUGUUGUAGAUUCCUGUUGUCGAUUCUUGUUGUCCUUAGUAUUUAGUUUUAUGUUUGAUAUUUGUGCGAAAUACAUUUUCUUCCCUACUGCACAUAAAUCCAGCAUGAUUUAUAUUUUUUUAUUUGAAUUGUCCUUGAAAUAAGUUACAUGACAAGUGCCUAUAUAUUGAGUUUUUAUGUGAUAUUUUACUUGACAAUUUAGUUUUAAAAAUUUAAGAUCUCUGAUUCCUGUUCCCUUAUUAUUUAGUUUUAUGUCUAAUAUUUGCUUGAAUACAUGUACGGAGUGUAGAUUUUAGGUUAAGUAAUCAACAUUUCAGUGACCAUUAUUUGAAACAAUGUUAAAUUUUUAUGACUUUUAAGUGCUGAUAAUUUCUACUGAAUACAUGAAUACUAUAAAAUUAUUUUUGUUUAAUAAGGUGCUGAUAAGUUAAAUGCAUUAUUAUGAUUUUUAACAUUAUUAGAAUUUUGUUAAAUCACACUAAUCAAAUCAUAAUCUAUAUCUGCUAACAAGAGAAUAUUUUAUACUGAUGGCAUUGCCAAUAAUUCCUCGGAAUUAUAUCACACAACUAUUGCCUUUAGCUGAAAAGAAAAGUGUUUUUUAAAUUUUAUUUCUGUGCCUUCUUCUAUUUGAAUCACGAGUCUUGAACAAAAUCACACAUCUGCUUGCAGAAAAUGAUAUUAAAGUGUAUAAAUAUUUCAUCUAA
This is a messenger RNA of Strongylocentrotus purpuratus (purple sea urchin), 12059 nucleotides long. RefSeq names its product leucine-rich repeat serine/threonine-protein kinase 2 (gene lrrk2). Gene Ontology annotation, biological process: protein phosphorylation. The record is from RefSeq and is a predicted model, not a curated record. NCBI's taxonomy places the organism in Eukaryota, Metazoa, Echinodermata, Echinoidea, Camarodonta, Strongylocentrotidae. The coding region runs from base 240 to 8813 and encodes 2857 amino acids. The transcript is spliced from 72 exons. Gene Ontology annotation, molecular function: ATP binding; protein kinase activity; GTP binding.